Stereum hirsutum FP-91666 SS1 is the source of this 1851-nucleotide messenger RNA. RefSeq lists its product as uncharacterized. The record is from RefSeq and is a predicted model, not a curated record. Lineage: Eukaryota; Fungi; Basidiomycota; Agaricomycetes; Russulales; Stereaceae. Gene Ontology annotation, molecular function: protein binding. The transcript has 3 exons. Bases 1 to 1851 code for a protein of 616 amino acids.
AUGUCUCCGUCUUCAUCCGCAGGAUCCUCUCCAGCUGGGUCACCCAUUCAUCUGCCUGCCGACUCUUCACCUUUAUCAUCUCCGGGCCUGGAGUCCAAUGACUUUGACUUUGAAAGCGACGCCAGACCGCCUUGGAAACCGUUAUUUGAACAUCCAUAUGCUGGGUCCACAAAUUCGACAAGGCCGCCGCCCAUGUACGAGAAGAAGCCUCCGCGAGUCCUCUCUGAGAACGAGAUCGAGAACUACGACGAUCCCUGGGCUGCACCAGCCGUGGAUAUGCCGCUUGGGAAUCCUUGGAGAGUUCCAAUGGUGCCGCGUAGUGUGCCUACGCCGGAGGAGUUGACGCGAGAACAGCAGGAGCAUCAGUUGUGGGCGGAGACGAUUAACAGUGCGGUCGAUGAAGCUAAGGGCAUAGUUGAUCUUGCUCAUCGUAAUCUUACUCUCAUAUCCCCGACGAUUCGCGACCUCGCCCACCUCAUCAUCAUGCCUGCCCCUGUACCACCAAUAUCUACUACCCCCGACAGUCCUUCAUCGCGCGACUUCAUACGCACUCAAACGGACCCUGCAUCCGCAGCGCAACGGUCUCGGGCUCUCUUCGCUACCCGUCAGCCGCAUCUUCAUACCCAGAACGACGCGAACGAUCCCGGAGGAUUGAGACUCUUUCUCGCUCAGAACCAGAUCGUCCGUCUGCCCCGAGAGCUUUUCGACCUGACGAAUUUGACCGUUUUGUCUAUCCGCAAUAACCUCAUCGAACGUAUCCCACCACAAAUCUGCCAGCUCGUUGCUCUCCGUGAGCUCAACAUCUCGUCGAACCGUCUUAGAUUCCUUCCAGCCGAGAUGGCGUCUAUGCCCUCGCUCCAGAACCUAUCCAUUACCGGCAACCCUUGGCUCCCCGAACCGACACCUCCACCCCCAGCAUCCACUUCUUCGCCAUCCUCGUCCAUAUCUGCUCCAGGCUCGUCCUCUGACACCUCAGGGCUAAGCCCUGCCCAGAACGCGACAGACGUACGCGGCGUCGUGGAACUACCUCGCUCUAUAGCUGGCGAGACGAUCACCCUGCUCGAAACACGUGUCCAAUCCCUCUUUGAGCUCAGCUAUCGAUAUCUGAACUCGCCCGCCCCUUCAACCGCGACAACUAGCACGCGUUCCCUUACAGCCACAUCUUCAUCACCUACCGUUCUGCCUUCAUCGGCCCCGCCUUUCCUCGUAACCAACAUAACACCGAAAAAGAUUCGUCCCACAUCCAACGACGUGGUAUCGCCCUCUCCCCUCAAGAAAUUCAAACGCUCCUUCACUCGGACGCCUACCAACCUGACCACCAUCGCCAGCCCUCCCCUCCCCGCUGAAGGCUCUCCUAACGUCCUUCGUGCUUUGCGAGGUUGUGGCGCGGAUAUCGUGGCGAAGAGUAUUCCGAGUCGGGGGGAUGGGAAGGAGGUGAAUGGAUAUGUCGACGGAGAGGAUAUGAACGACGAAUGGGCGUUGAAGAGAUGUCCUAACCCGUCGCAUCGGGUCCGUGUGGCCCCCGCCCGAGAGGGCGAUGCGGGUACGAGCGGUGAGACUGGAAAGGGAGAGGAGGAGUGGUCGAAAGAAGGGGAGGAAUGGUCAUGGGUGUACGAGGGUCCGCCGUUCUUGCAUCCCGCGGAGGAGAGGUUUGUUUGGGUGGAGAAGAUCGCUGGGCAUAAGGUCGGGGAAAAGUCUGGACGGGUGCCGUUGUUGUGGAGGGGUUGUUCGCACGGGUGCUUGGAUUUCUUGGCCGGGAAAGUAGACGAAGUUGGAGCCUCGGGUGCAAUGGAGGUCGGGGGAGGAGCAGCGCUCGUAGCGGCGGGGGCGAAUGUGGCUCCGGCGAUCUAG